This is a messenger RNA of Botrytis fragariae, 582 nucleotides long. Its product is annotated as putative integral membrane protein. The transcript has a single exon. Bases 1 to 582 code for a protein of 193 amino acids. The record is from RefSeq and is a predicted model, not a curated record. Lineage: Eukaryota; Fungi; Ascomycota; Leotiomycetes; Helotiales; Sclerotiniaceae.
AUGAAGAGAGACGCCGAAAAGAUGGAAAAAGAAGAAUACGACAAAAAUUAUGAGCUGACAUUGGAACCCGGUGGUUUUAUUCAUCAAGCAAUUCUGAGAGACCACUUCCACAAAGACAGAUAUGACGAAAAGAAUAUAGUCAUGUUCAACGUACAAUUCCUCGCCCCCAAAACAUUCCACUUGGUCACUGGUACACCACCUCCUCAGAUCCCGGUUUCCGCUGAAACCUACGCUAGACACGGAUACCCAUUCUUCGAGAUGCAUAACGAGCCAAGAGCCAUCACGGGUGAUUUUGAAGAGCUUUUGAAAAGUGUAGGAGAUAUCGACAAGGAAAAGAAUGUGAAUUUGAAAGUCCACCAGCAAGAGAACGGUUUGCAUUUCAGGAGGGUGAAGUUGAAUACAGUGGAUGAGAUGAGUCACUCUAUACUUUAUUGGCUUUUCAGAAGAAGAACACGCAGAAAUGACAUGAGUAGGAGAUUUGAAAAAUCUUUAAGGGGAGGCAAUACGUCGUGGCGACUUGGACGAGUUGAGUGCUGUGCGAUUUUUAAGACUUCACAGCACCGCACAAUUAAAAUCGACUGA